Molecule: messenger RNA, 1557 nt
Organism: Fusarium vanettenii 77-13-4
Lineage: Eukaryota; Fungi; Ascomycota; Sordariomycetes; Hypocreales; Nectriaceae
Exons: 7
Coding region: 1-1557 (518 amino acids)
Source: RefSeq, a predicted model, not a curated record
AUGCCGCAAACCGGCAUUAGCAAUGUUACAUUUCCCUCCCAGGUUUCUGUCAUCCCAAGUUCCCAGCCCGUGGCUCCGGGUUUCCAGGGGCGAAGACUAGCAUGGGUUGGAAACAAGACGGAUUGCACUAAGUCCACUCAUGCGAAGUAUGCCAACUGGAAAAGGCACGGAGUAACCAUAGGCGAUGUCAGAGAAGGGAGGCAGCCAGAUACUAUCGCUCGAACCCCUUCCCCACGAUGGAUCUUCCAUCCUACGAUCGUCUCACCUGAUACUACUGAAGGGAACAACUCGGAAAUCGAACGACCUCUGACGACUCUAUCUUUGUGUGCGCAAAUGCGAUCUGGAUGGAUGGAUGGCUCGGCUCUUGAGCAGAGGGGCCUUGGACCCGGUCCGUACCCCGAUGUUGCCAAAAUUCCUACACCGCCGCUGCAACGGACGGGACUGUUCAUCAUCUUUUUCUUCCCUGCCUUGUCGACGGUGACUUACGCCCUCCGGGCUUACACUCGCAUCACGAUGCGUACUUUUGGCUUAGAUGAUUGGCUUUGCGGUCUAGCACUGGUCGCCGCGAUCUUGGUGUCGUCUACUUUGUUCAUGUUUUUCAAGCUCAAUUACUACGGCUGGGAGGACGACAAGGUCCCAGAUUUCAACCCCAGCGCAGGUCUUUGGUGGAAUUUCGUCGAGCAACUAUGCUAUAAUCCCGUCCUCGCGCUCGUCAAAUGCUCGAUCCUGGUCUUCCUCCUACGUCUGCAAGGACACGACAAGACCAUCUUCAGGGUCAUCUGGGGGCUGAUUAUUGCCACGAUCCUCCACGCGGUUGCCAUCUUUUUCGCUGCCCUGUUCCAGUGUGUACCGAUAGAGACAAACUGGCACCCCGAGCUGAGAAAAGACCCCGAUACCAGAUGCAUCGACAACAGCUUCCACAUCAUUCAGUCAUCAUUGACAAUUCUGAUGGACGUAAUGGUUCUGGCGUUGCCGUUCUGGAUCUUCUUGGGCCUUCGAAUGAAGCGCGGAGUAAAGGUGGCGGUACUGGGCAUCUUUGCCAUUGGCGCUUUUGUCCCAAUCGUCGCCAUCAUCCGACUCGUCAACAUCUACAGGCUACUAUACCACAACGAAAAGGCCCGACACCACAACAUCGCCUACGUUUGGACAGCCGUCGAGGUUAAUCUUGCUAUUGUAUCCUGCUCCAUGCCCGCCCUCCGACCGCUCUUUAGUCGUUGGUACCCUAAGCUCUUUGGCAACAGCUCGGAGAAGUCGAGCGAGAAACCUUACGGCAGCAGCUGGAUGGCAUUCUCCAACGCCAACACGAAACGGACGAACCGCGAGGGCCAUUCGGGGGGCUUCAUGCUUAACGAUCUGCACCCGUCGCGGAAGCACGCACAUACUGAGAUUCGCGGCGUAUCCCCGACCGGAUCUGAGGAGGAGAUUAUGACAUAUGAUGGUAUCUUGCGGACCACCAAUGUCAAUGUUGUUUAUGAAGAUGCGAAGCGAAGCGAGGUUGGCUCCAGCGUAUCGAAUGAGACAUACCCCGAACGCGUCGAGGCAAGGAAUGUGGCAUAA